UCCCUCCCCUCGCCUCCACCACCUCCCCCUUCCUUCCUCCCUCUCGCCGCCCACCCCUUUCCGAAUUACACAUCAACCUCGCCUCCUCCUCCUCCGACCCCCGGACGAAUCCAUCCACGAAAUCUCGCCGCUCGCCCGGAAAAGGACGAACCAAUCCAGACUGCAGGUAGUUGUUUAUUAAAGCCAUGGCGCAUGAUGAAGCUGUGGUCACCCACAAGACAGGAAAAACAGCUUCACCUCCUAAGGAUCAACCAGCUCCCUGUCCAUACCCUGAUUGGUCAGCCAUUCAGGCAUACUAUGGCUCUGGUGUCCUGCCACCGACAUAUUUUGCCCCAGCGAUAGCUCCAGGUCAUGCACCCCCGCCGUAUAUGUGGGGUCCCCAGCCUCUAAUGCCACCCCCUUUUGGAACACCAUAUGCUGCUAUGUACCCACAUGGUGGAGCUUACCCACAUCCGCUUGUGCCCAUGAUGGCAAAUCCAUUGAGCAUGGAGCCAGCCAAAUCUGCAAGCAGUAAGGAGAAAAGUUCCAAUAAGAAACUAAAGGAAAUUGAUGGGACUGCAGUAUCUACUGGCAGUGGUAACAGUAAAAAAACAACAUCAUCCAGCGAGGCUUACAGCGGGGAAGGCUCCAGCGAUGUAAAUGAUCUGAAGGUGAGCAGGACUCCUAGGAAACGGAGCAUGGAUGGUGGACUUGGCACAGAAGCAACUGGCGCUGCAAGGAAUGAAGAUGUUUUAAUGGGAAAUGGGGCAAUUUUGCCAAACCACUUGUUUCCAGCUCCAGUCAUUAAACCCAGCGUUAGUAAUGCUGCUAAGUCUGGAGCAAUGGGCACACCAAUAUCUCCACCACCAGGUGUUAUAAUUCCAAGUCACACAGUGGUGUCAACUGAAUUAUCAACUAAGGAUGAGAGGGAUUUAAAACGUGAAAAGAGGAAGCAAUCAAAUAGGGAAUCUGCUAGGCGAUCAAGGCUGAGAAAACAGGCUGAGACAGAGGAGUUGGCUACACAAGUAGAAUCACUUACAGCUGAGAACACAUCUCUACGAUCUGAAAUCAGCAAGCUAACGGAAAACUCCGAGAAGCUCAGAUUAGAGAAUUCUGCUCUAGCGGUGAAACUGAAGAACACCACUGUACCGACCAACGUAGAAAUGCCCGUGGACAAACCAGCAGCUGUUGCAUCCUCCUCUCCUCGCAUCGUGGAAAAUUUCCUGUCAAUGAUCGACGACACAACCAAAUCAAAUGUAAACAAUCACACGGAGCACAGCGAGCCCAAGCUUCGCCAGCUCCUCGGCUCCAGCGCGACAACAGAUGUUGUUGCUGCAAGCUGAAUUGAUUCGCCCUUUCUUCUGGCAAAGAGGACUGAUCUGAUACCUUGCAUGCGGCCUGGGGAUUCUGCAAGCUCAUGCUGCUCACGUAACAUCAGCGCGUUACAGUUGUAGGUAUUUACUUGGUGAGUAUAUUGAGGAACUCCGGCCGGUGGUUACUAUAUUUAUGUCUACUCUAAAAAAAAUCCUGUGUCUAGCUAUAUAUAUACUGUUCUUGAGGCAAUUGAUGCUGAAGCAUCAUGGGCCAUUUCUGUUACUGUAAGGUUAAUCAGCAGUGUUGUAACAUAGGGGUGUUGUGCUUCAAGCCAACCUUUAUUACUAACUAUCUUUUGAGAUCUCUGAAACUUUUGGGCGUCAUACAAACUGGAACUGUGAAGCAGUAUAUAUAUGCAACA
Messenger RNA from Brachypodium distachyon (stiff brome), 1714 nucleotides. Its product is annotated as common plant regulatory factor 1. Gene Ontology annotation, molecular function: DNA-binding transcription factor activity; sequence-specific DNA binding. The coding region runs from base 186 to 1322 and encodes 378 amino acids. NCBI's taxonomy places the organism in Eukaryota, Viridiplantae, Streptophyta, Magnoliopsida, Poales, Poaceae. The transcript is spliced from 12 exons. Gene Ontology annotation, cellular component: nucleus. The record is from RefSeq and is a predicted model, not a curated record. Gene Ontology annotation, biological process: regulation of DNA-templated transcription.